AUGUCUUCGGUUCGGCGCCAGGUGGCUGUGGUUUAUGGUGAAUUUGUUGCGGCUGCGGGUUUGAAAGUCGCCGAUUUGAUGCUAUUCACCUGGUCUUCGAAAGAUCUUUGCAUUGUCUUUAGACAAUGGAGAGUCACCAGCACCUUCUCUCUGAUCCUAUCCUUGUUUGCCGUCGUUCUUCUUGCGGCGGGCUACGAAUGCAUACGCGAGAUCAGCCGAAGAUACGAACAGAGCUACCAUGCGCGUAUGAGCGCGUACAGUACUAGUGCUUCGAGCGAACCACCACAAUUGAACGAAUCAAGCUCAUUGCUAGGCAUAGGAAGAGACUCCAAGGCAGCGGAAGAACGAAAAGGGACAAUCAUCAAGGCAGGAUUAUAUGCCGUACAGGUCUUUUACAGCUUCUUCAUCAUGCUUCUAUUCAUGACAUAUAAUGGUUGGGUCAUGUUAGCUGUUGCAGUCGGUGCCUUCGUUGGAUACAUCCUCUUUGGCCGCAACCUUGCAUCCACCAAAUCGGUCGCGUGCCACUGA
Molecule: messenger RNA, 528 nt
Organism: Rhinocladiella mackenziei CBS 650.93
Lineage: Eukaryota; Fungi; Ascomycota; Eurotiomycetes; Chaetothyriales; Herpotrichiellaceae
Exons: 4
Coding region: 1-528 (175 amino acids)
Biological process (GO): copper ion transmembrane transport
Cellular component (GO): membrane
Molecular function (GO): copper ion transmembrane transporter activity
Source: RefSeq, a predicted model, not a curated record